GAGAGAGAGGAUGAUAGUCCAGAAGUCAGUGACUAUCAUGAUGUUUGUGGGGCUUUUGUUAGCACCAUCGUUGCCCUUAUGGACUUCUGUAAUUGUCAGAGAUUUUCUGGGAGAUUUCUCCCUAAUUCCACUUCGUUAUAUUUCAUGAAAUAAGAAUAUAAUGCAUUCAUCUUUUCUCUGACAUGCCGAAUUUUCCAUACUGUGAUAGGUACCACCUAUUCACUGAAUAAAGCUGAUAAAAAUAUAACUUAUCUGUGAAUUACACGGUAUGAGUGAAGCAACAUAGCACAAGCAAGCCGGAAUAAUGGGCAAAUAACCCCAAAUCAAAGAGUUAUAGACAUUACCACAGUUCUCCAAAUUUAGCCAGCCUUGCCAGUGUCAAAACUGUUAGCAUGUACAAACUCAGAUGUGAUGGUUUCAAGAGACAGGUGGAAUAAGUACUUUCCAAAGAAAGCUGGCUUCUUCCCAUUAAUCAAAUCUUUCCCCGAACUCCUGCAAUACCUCAAAGGUAACUCAUAGAAAUCGUGGACCACUAUGAUGCCUGCCAAGGUAUCUGAAAGGUUUCCACCCAACACUGCUAAUAAUUCCUUGAGGGCAGGUACUAGGUUCUGUGUUUCUCUAGGAUCUCCCAUAACACUUGAAUACUUCAGACAUUUUAUAAACAUUCAUUGAUUGGUUAGGUUCUAUAGCUAAAGAUCUUCUGCUCUUCUGAAGUGACACAAAAUAGCAAAGAACUCUUUAAAUUUCUCUAGACAAAAUUGUAAUAUGUCUUUAGUAUCCUUCCAUCAAUCUCUCCUUUCUGGACUCACUUCCUGUUUAGUACCUACCUCCCAUCCCCGCCCCUAGAAUUUCCAGUGAUGUUACACUCUGAGACCUCUUCUGGGCAUAGCCUGGAAUCUGUUUUCCACAAUCAUCAUCUACAUUUACUUGUUUUGUGUUAAAAAACAAUUGAGGGGAGAUCUAAUAAAAUUAUUCACAUGUAAGUGUUAAUGAUUAAAUAAUAGAUUUAAAAAUUAUUUCUCUUAGGGCAUGAGCUUUUUAUAGUCAGAGCUUUUCAAAGCUGAAAUAAACCUUAGAAGUGAUCUAUUCUAACCCCUCAUUUAACCAUUGAGAAAAAUUGAAACCCAGAGGUUAAGAGAAUUGCUCGUUUACAUAGCUGGGUGAGAAGUAGUGUCCUAAUAAAGAGAAAGAAAUCUCUAUCGAAAGAAUUUCAGGUCCCUGUGGCUGGCAACAAUGGAGCUAAGUGGGGAAACAAGGGAGAUAUUUGGAGGAGAUAAUUUUCUGAUUUCCUUCAGUUCUUCCCCAAAGGAUAACUUCUUCCCUGCCUGUCAGUAAAGGCUUUAUUGCUCCAAAAUGGUAUAUCUAUAAGACAAUAUCCAUCACAUCACACCCUGAGUGACUUUGCAAACCUCCAUAAAGUGCCCUGCGUGUGAAGCUAUCUCUAGCCCAAAUCAGUUGUGGUUUUGAGUUUCAAUGCUACUAUCAUUGGUAAGAGGAAGAAAAAUAAUUUAGGAGUAAAGCCAAGCAAAAGCAAUUUUAACAGAAAAAAAAGAAAAGAAAAGAAAGAGAAAUUAUACAUGUUGGCUCAUUAAUUCUCUUCUAGCAAAAAAGCAAGUCAAAUACUGUGAGCCUGAUCACCUCUGAAAACAGCAUUGCAAUGCCUAGGUCCACUUCCUGUGCAGGAAGGAAACAUGUAGGCCUGUUCCUAUGGCAACUCUUGCCUCAGCUAAAGAACAAGCACCACUCAAAGCUGAGCUUCUAGAGAACAGCACAAUAACUGGAGAUUGUGGGUAGUUUAAGGACAAUCAUUAAGAGGCAGAUAAAGAGCAAACCAGAAGAGACUAAUCAUAUGAGAUAGGUUCUCCUCUGGUGACACCCAGGAGCCUGGCCAAAUACCCAGGUGGGAGGUCACAUCAUAAACCUGUAGAUGGAGCAUCAGGAGGCUAUCUAUAGAUGAGGACAUCUCAACCCCUAUGAACAGGCCUUUCUGGAAUAUAUUGCUUGAUUCUAACAAGUCAUCUGCUUGAAGUCUGACAAUCAGAUGAUGACGACACAUGCAGCCACUACUUAGCUGAAGGUGAUUUCAAUAACCUUCAGGGAAUUGUAGUUCUUCGUCCUUGAAUCUCAAUUUUGAAAGGAGAAUGAGAGAGAUUGAGAGAGACAGAGAGUAGAGACAGAAAGAUCUGGUCUAGGACAGGGUCUGCUAACCUCUAACAGUGCCCUCACUAGCAAGUCAGUUUAUCUGUCUAGAUCUUGUUCUUCUCCUUAGUAAAUAUGAGAUUUACGUCAGUUAUAAAUACCCUUGAUUCACUGUAAACAGAUACAAUAAUUGCUCCAGGAAAUUAGACACCAAUUUAUUUAAAGAUAUUGAAAAGUCGAGGAUAAUGUGGGAUUACUGUAUUGUCGCAGUCAAAAGGAGGAAGUUCAGGACCAUGUUAAAAUAAUUUGGUCUUAUUAUAUAGAGUAAGAAAAAGAGAUAUGAGGCCAGACGACCCAAAACCAGCUCAUUCUGGAAAGCUGAUUAGAAAAAGAUGAAAAUGUCUUAUAUGGCAAAUAAAAGGACUGGAAAAGCAGUUCUCAGGGAAAGCCCUUUUAAAGCAAAAUUAAGGUCACAAAUAUUUGGUGAGCCCCACCUGUUUACAGGAUACUGUGCUUUAGCACAUACUGAUGUUUAAGGAACUCUCCAAAGUAGAGAAAGGAUUAGAGGACGAAUAAUCUAAACAUACUAAAAAGACCCUGCUGGUUUGACUGAUUUUUAGAGAUUACAAGUCUCUUUAAACAUCUGAUAAAAGUCAUGGUCCUUUUAAAAGGAAAAAAGGAAUAAACUCAUGAAAUUGUGUAUGCAAUCCAGAGGUUCAUGGACUCCUGAAGUCCUUCAGAGACUUUGUUGGAUUAGGAACAUGACCUGGAAACUAACUUUUGGAAACAUGAAGCAAAAAGUUGAGGAAGCUUGCUUCUUCUCUUCCAGGCCUAGCCAAAUCAAUGACACAACCGAGUCUUAAACUAAAAAUCAUGUCUAUGAAUGUUGGGUAUGUAGAAGCAGAAGAUACCAGGUAACACCUGCAUCUGAGGAAGUGUGAUCACAAACCUGGCAGAGGAGCAAAGGUGUCCAGGGAGCAGCUCUUUAGAAGAGUUCAGUGGUCAAUUGACUUGAUUUUGAAUAAUUAAUUCUUCGCUGAACUAAGCCUCAUGCAUGGGUUUUGGUUCUGGCUUUGCUACUAACUAGCUGUGACUCCCUGGAGCGAAUGUUUGAACACUGUGGAUUUUUCCUCAUCUUGGGAGGCGAGGGGUGAGAGCAGACCAUCCUUGGGUGCUUUCCUUUUCCAAGACCUCUAUCUGAAGGUUUCUCCUGAUCUACAGUCAGUAUCAACUAAGUUGCCAGUUCAGUUACCUUAUCUGUUACUGCAUAGAUAAGAGAUUAUCUAUUUGUUUUAGUAUUUCAAAUUUAUGCAAAUUCCUCCAAAGAUGCUGCAUUUUAAAUUUCACAAUUCAUCUCUGGGGAACUUCAGAUUCUCCAAAAGCCUUAGCCAUAAAUGGUUAAUAUAGUUUGACAAUGAUUUCUCAAACUGUAUAUAUAUGUGUGUGUGUAUAUUUGGCCACAAAUGUCAGUUUUCUUUUUUUAUCCUCCCAUUUCCUGGGGGCUUCCUAAAGUGAAAAUAGAAAUUUUAUGGAAAUUUUGCAGACAAUUUUCCAAUCUCAUCAUGUAGAGAACAAUUGGUUUUAUCAUCGAUGAUAACUAUAAUAGUUAUCAUACAUAGAACUAAAUGCUUUCAUGAGGAUCAUAUUACUUAGUCCUCACUACAGAUUAGAAAACUCUUCUACAGAUUCAGGUAAAUAGCUCACCCAAGAAGACAUAGUGUGUGAGGGGCAGAGCACCGGUUGUCUGACUUUUAGGCACUACGCCCUGUUGCUUCAGUUGUCUUUACUAAGAAGUAAUAAUGAAAUUAUAACGCUUGUUAGUCAUUUUGAGAUUCUAUUCAGGGGUGCGCAGGCAGAGAGAGGUAAAUGAUUCUUUGUAGGAAUGGCUUUAACAAAGCAGGAAAUUGUCACAAAAAGAGGGUUUCAGUGCCACUUUGCCCUUGUGCAAGUCUCUGAACCUCUCUGAGCUGUAGUUUCGUCCUCUGCAGAAUGAAAUCAUUGCAUUAAAAGAUCUCUAAGUCCUCUUUGAAUGCAAUGACCCUAACGCUCUUUGAUGUAAAAAAAGGGUAUGAAAUGAGAAAGAAAAAGAGGAAGUAGAGCUGGGGCUGGGGAGAACCCUGUCCAACCAUCAGCAAAAAACAUUCUGUUGGGCUUUUCUCAGCAGGGUUGUUUUGUUUGUUUGUUUUGUCGUAUGUUGUUUUUGACUUUGGUUCUUUACACAGGAAAAGCAAAAUGAAGAAUUAAUAACUUAAUGAGGUUAAUAUUGAUUCUGUCAGGCACAAAGCCCCCAAAGCACAUAGGGCUUUUUUUUUCCAUGUGCUGACUACUCCAGUUAUCUCUAUUUUCUGCAUCCCAGAUGCCUACACAGAUAAAUUUUCAUGGUGGAACCCUCACACUCCCAUGUCUGCUCUUCAGUGAAACAAUGUCAAGGGUUAGAUGUGCUGAGGUGGAGCCUUAAGCUUCUCUGGCUCAAUUAAAAUGCCAAAUUAAAUUAAGAUGGUUAUUCACUGCAUGAGCAUGACAGCACAAAUUGACGUUUUCACUUGCAAAUUCAGUGGAUUUUUCAAUUUUUAAAUUUCUGAGGCACUGCAAGUGAAAUAUGUUUAAGAAUUUACACCAAUCUCAGGAUAGAGCUCACUCAUCUGGUUCAUUAAUGCGGAUCUAAGUAAGUUGAAGACAAGAAGAGGUGAAACUCUCGAGUUUAGAUGAAACGCAUCACCUGGUGAACCUAGAAAAAGGUGACCUUCAUGUCCACUAGAACAUGGACUUCGAGUCCAAUGGACGAGAUAUUUAAAAUGUGAUUUUGCACUUGACUUAUCAUAGGACUUAAGCAAGUGAUUGAUUUCACCGAGCCCAAGUUUUUCCACCAAUAAAGUGAGAAUGAUCUUUAUGGGGUUGAAGAGUUGGAGAAAACAUGAGAAGUCCUAAGACUGUAUUGGCCAAUAGGAGAUGUUGAAUAACUACCCGUCCCUUUCUCUCCUCUCUUCCUUGUGAUGUUGUCUAUUUUGUCGCACGGUUUCAGAGAAGUGAGUUAACUGCGCAGGCAUCAAAUGCUUUCUCUAGGAUCUGCAGUGUUGAUACUGUCCACUCCUUCCUUCUUAAAAAUAGAUUUUAUUUCUUUGAAGAGUAGAGAAGAGACAAGACGUUCUGGGAAUUGCAAGGACUGUCACUAUUAUAUUUCUUUAAAAAACUUCCACAUAAACAAUUUAAUUUUAGAUUCUAUUUAUUGCUCCCUUUUAUAGUGGAAGCCAGAGGUCACUCUGUGAGUGAGAAAAAAAUAGAAGACACAGGCAUAGCUAAUGGAGAGAAUUUUUCUCUGGAGCAAGAUACUGUGGAGACCUCACUCAUGUCCUAGAGUUGCCAGAUCAUGCAUCUAGAAGCACAGACCAUGAAUAUAAAUGUGGUAGAGAUGAGGGAGGGAGAAAAAAAAAUGUGGAAGUACCAGAAGCAGGGGAUUUCCAGCAGAGAAGUACCUAUGUAAGUAGCAUCAGCAUUCCCCAGCACCCUGUCGGCCCCACGCCCCGCUGACCAGAUUCUGUCCUACCUUUCCCUUAUCUGGGCCUGGAGCUCUAGAGCAGGUCAUGGAGAAUUGAGCUGUCUCUGAAUGACUGUUGACAUUUCAGAGCUAGUCGGCUUUGCCGCCUGCCUGGUAAUUUGGCUUGUUUGAGGAAUCCAAGUUUAUCACUUGGGACACCAGAAGCUGACUGGGUUCUGGGGUCCUCUCUGGUGUCUCAGGUUUCCAUAGAGGGAUUGGUGCUUCCUGGGAUCCUCAGGGCUGCUCUCUACCCCCUAGACCCCACAAAGAACUUCGAAACUGCAAAGCUGGUUGAGAAUAACCAGCCCAGUGCCGGAGAGGACAGUGUCUUGUUAGAUACAAUAAAUAUUAUAAUCAAAUCUGAGGAAGGUACAAAUUACUAGAAGCAGAAAUCUUUAACAUUUCCUUCAGUGAGAGAAAUGAUACAUUAUUUCUUGUCUGUGCAUUCAUAGUAGUAUAUACUCUUCAGCCCUAGAUUCAUGUGCAAAGAAGGGAGAACUCACCUCUUUAAACUUUUCUGAGUGUAUACCCUGUGACUUAGUCUCUGUGCUAAGAAUUUUCGCAAAUAUUUAUUUUAAAUAAUCCUUAAAGAAAACUGCAUUAAAGAAGCCAUUAUUAGGCAAAAAGAUUUUACUGCAGUAGCUCAGCCCAUUCAUAGUUUUAAAUGAAGCAUGGACUAUUAGAGAGAAGUAAAGAAACUUUAUGAUCACUGUACUUAGAAUAUCAAUCCCUUCAAGAAAAUCCAGGGGAAUUUUUACUAGCUCUAGCUGUGGAAACCAGAGUGUAAUACAGCCCAGAGUGACUGAAUAAGUGCUAAUUGAAUAGAUAACCAUUGAGGUUUCAGGAGCAACCUGAGACCCUUCCCUGAGUUUACCCUAAUCUGGGAUCCUGGGUAGUGAUAACUAACACUGACUCGGGAGCAAGAAUGCUCAGAACGUGAAAUUAAAGAAAAUGUCUCCCAUGGAGCAUUUCCUAAAAUGUCCUUCUGAGGCAUUGUAGCUCUUGGCCCCGCCUCCCCGCUGGCCCCAGUCAAAUCACUUAACACUUCUGAGGCUUAUUGUCUUCUGUGUCCUCUCAGCAUUCAGAAGUUUCUAACACCAGGCCUGACACAUAGAAGGCACCCCACAUAUGCUGGCUCUCAUUCUCUGUCUGCUUAAUUUUUCCUGAGAACUUCUCUUUUCCUGCUAGCUAAAGUUUGUAAUGUAUUGUGCUCCCAAGAAUUGGCCCAGGCCAUCCUUUUUUUUCAUCACAUUGACUUUGUUGUGCUGAGUUUCCACUAAAAACACAACCUUGAUGUUGCUUGGAGCAAACUUCCCUAGGGACAAACUCGCACUCUCCCAGACAAAGAAGAACCAAAUUCCAGUGCCUGGAAGAUGCCAGCCAGUUUUUUUUUUUUUUUUUUUUUUUUGGCUGUAACAUGUGCUAGAUCUAUGUAACGUGGAUGGAAAAUGAACUGUUCUCUUAGAAGUCCAUACAGCUCACAAAAGGUCUAAGGUGCCCAAAGGAGAACCAUCAGCCACCCCUGGACUAUCAGAAUGAGUGACACUACUACUUUGGUUCCUCCAGCUUCCAACCAGGGUCCCACCACUCCGCGCAAAGGGCCCCCCAAGUUCAAGCAGCGGCAGACUCGCCAAUUCAAGAGCAAGCCUCCUAAGAAAGGUGUGAAAGGGUUUGGAGAUGACAUUCCAGGCAUGGAGGGGCUAGGAACAGAUAUCACAGUGAUUUGCCCCUGGGAGGCCUUCAGCCACCUGGAAUUGCAUGAGCUCGCCCAGUUUGGAAUCAUCUGAGACAUCAGAGGUUCUGCCACCCUCAACAGCACCUGCUGUAACUUUGUUCACUUUUGCUCUAUUGAUCUGCCAGAGUCUUGAUUUUAGUCUUGUUCGGAAGUGGUUUCUUUGGCUUACAGUCAUUUCCUUUAAAUUACUACUAAGAGUUAUCUUAGUGUCAGACUCUGUCACGCAGUAUAGUUUAGCUCAGAAUAGUGGGUGAAAAUCGACAUUUGUUAGGGCAUUUCAAACUUUACCACCUUUUCCUAUCAGUUAGUUAGAAGUUAUCAGUAUUUCUUUAAAUUUUGUUUAUUUGUUAAGUCCUUGGAAUCUCUUUUUGCUGGACAUUCUUUAUGAUUAGUAACAGGCUUUUAAGAUAAUCAUUUAUGUCACUCCCCUCCCCUUCUCAUUUAAUAAAGGUAAUAUUUACCUCAAA
Molecule: messenger RNA, 7876 nt
Organism: Pteropus alecto (black flying fox)
Lineage: Eukaryota; Metazoa; Chordata; Mammalia; Chiroptera; Pteropodidae
Gene: PDE6H
Product: phosphodiesterase 6H
Exons: 4
Coding region: 7210-7461 (83 amino acids)
Biological process (GO): visual perception; positive regulation of G protein-coupled receptor signaling pathway; positive regulation of epidermal growth factor receptor signaling pathway
Cellular component (GO): photoreceptor outer segment membrane
Molecular function (GO): 3',5'-cyclic-nucleotide phosphodiesterase activity; cGMP binding
Source: RefSeq, a predicted model, not a curated record